This is a messenger RNA of Phytomonas sp. EM1, 757 nucleotides long. The record is from the annotation of a GenBank genome assembly. Lineage: Eukaryota; Euglenozoa; Kinetoplastea; Trypanosomatida; Trypanosomatidae.
AUGAGAAGAAUGAGCCCCUUUACGAGGUUCUUAUCCUUCGGGAUGCUCAUUGGGUUUGCUGAGAUGGGCGUUGAGAUUGUGAUCAUCGUCAUGACGAGUUCGGAAUUGAAUCUUCUUGGCGUUACCGUGGCAUCUGCGACGGUGUUGACGGGGAUCCUCUUUAAUCAUUUACUUUACGUGAAGCUGGGGAAGCUCAAUGUUCAUCCGAUUCAGAUUCUCCCAUACCUGUUCUUCAUUUCCUUCUGUGUUAGUAUACCUAUUUCCUUCUAUUCACUGGACGAAGACACCUUUGUCUACCCAACGCUUGGAGCGAAGCUACUCAUCUUGGGUUCUUCAAUACUAUCGGCCUUUGUGAAUAUUUUGAGCUUUUCUACUAUUUCGCUGUUUAACCCGUUUACGAAUAGCAUACUGUGGACCUCUAAGAUGCUUAGCAUUACGUUUCUAAUAGCUCCAAUGUUUGAGGACUCGAUUUCCUCUACAACUAUAGUUGGAAUCAUUCUAACAGUGAUUUCCAUUUGGUGGUGCUCGUUUGUCUCAAGGAGAGGAGAAAAGUAGCCUAACGAACUAAGUUUCUCCAGUAUAGUAGGCAGAAAGGUUUCCCCUGCAGUCGUAUUGGAGAGACUAGAAGGGAACCUUAAUUUGGACCUCAUUUUUGUGAGGGUAAAGGGUGUUUAAAAUUUUUAAUGUGUUUAAUGUCGUUGCAUUCGAUAUGACAAUUUAUUUACGUGGGCUCUUUUGAAUAAAAUAUUUGCUUAAU